UUCGCGCUUUCUCACGCCGCUGCGCUGCGCCAUGCGGUGAGCGACUCGCCCGUCUGCCACGCCACGCCCGGACCGAGACACGCCCGACCUGCGUCGACCAGCCACACCCGGUUCCCACUGCUGCUCAAGAUGGCCAGAGGCAGCGCCCUCCUGCUAGGUUGGCUCCUGUUGGCGACCCUGUCAGCAACUCUGGCGCUUGGGAUGCCGGCAAAGGAGAAGAGAGGCUGGACACUGAACAGCGCUGGCUACCUUCUGGGCCCACAUGCCAUUGACAACCACAGGUCAUUUAGCGACAAGCAUGGCCUCACAGGCAAGCGGGAGCUACAACUGGAAGUGGAGGAAGGGAGACCAGGCAGCAUUGAUGGGCCCCUGCCUGAGAGCAACAUCGUGCGCACCAUAAUGGAGUUUCUGACUUUCCUGCACCUUAAAGAGGCUGGGGCCCUCGACAGCCUGCCUGGCCUCCCUUUGGCCACCUCCUCAGAAGAUCUAGAGCAGUCCUGAGACAACACCCACCGGCACCUGUGCCAUGUCACUCUAGGCAGAAUCUUCUGCUAACUCCUCAAGCAAACCCUCUGUUCUCUGCUGUGAUGCU
Molecule: messenger RNA, 592 nt
Organism: Chionomys nivalis (European snow vole)
Lineage: Eukaryota; Metazoa; Chordata; Mammalia; Rodentia; Cricetidae
Gene: Gal
Product: galanin and GMAP prepropeptide
Exons: 6
Coding region: 130-501 (123 amino acids)
Cellular component (GO): extracellular region
Molecular function (GO): hormone activity
Source: RefSeq, a predicted model, not a curated record